Molecule: messenger RNA, 1004 nt
Organism: Ilyonectria robusta
Lineage: Eukaryota; Fungi; Ascomycota; Sordariomycetes; Hypocreales; Nectriaceae
Exons: 1
Coding region: 401-991 (196 amino acids)
Source: RefSeq, a predicted model, not a curated record
CUACGUUAAUGCUUUAACAGAGCGGGUGAGCCCGGUACGAGAUGAAGCAUGAGCACGGCAACUGGCCGGGUAUAAGUUGGGGCUUCGCGGCGUUCAAUUGACCUGACAGAAGUCUGAUGAUGGCUGAUAAGGCUCUUGGGAUUGGAGGAUCUGUAGAGCUGUAGAGAAUGCGAGUGGAUUCAAUGAUACAGAGUAGGGAUGGCGGGUUGAUUCACACCUCCCGCCACUCGAGCUGGGACUGAGCGGGGAGACCAGGGGGACAGGCUGAGGUCCGCUCCGAUGGCCUUGUUUGCUAGUUCGUGUGCAAUUGAGAUGGAGAACUGGUCGGCAAGCUCCCCUCUCGCCAGCGGAUAUUGAUUGGGGAGCCGAGGACCCUCACCCCCAACUCAGCGGAGAGAAGAUGACGACGGGGGUGAAUCAAAUGGCACAGUGGCUCUUGGAGCAAGACGCAAUGGCCGUAAAAACACCGCGCCUGGUAUCCUCUCUCUGUCCUCUGCCAUCAGCAGCAUCACGUUUCGUUAUCAUCCCGGGUGAAGCCCACUUGAAAGAGGGGGUGAGGCGGCGGGGCAGAGGGGCAGAGGAGACGGGCUGCGGCGGACCGUGGUCAAUUAGAAGUCCCGGCGGCACCGAGGACGCGGUGGCGCUGGGCGGAGGAAAGCCCGGCAUGUACAACAGCACACAGGAUCUCCUUGCGGGAUAUGGGAGCGAUCUAGUUGGGAUUGAGGGAUUGUGCCGAUGCGCGAGGGAAUCGGUACCGGGAAUGCCAGCCGCGAAUUUGGAGCCAGUCAUGGCUGCAGCGGGUGUAGCGCAUCGCGUUCCGCUGUUGGUUCUCCCGCAUCCACUGGCGUCGAACCAGAACCACAUAUUGCCAGACGAGAAAACGAGGAACCAGCCACGGGAAGAGGGACAAGGGCACAGAAGCGACGACAGGAGAGGCGUCUGGCUGUGCGGGCGUUUGUCGCGGUGGACAAAGGGCAAUGCCAAUCAAUAGCCGACGCUCUAGG